Syzygium oleosum is the source of this 1199-nucleotide messenger RNA. Its product is annotated as tetraketide alpha-pyrone reductase 1. Lineage: Eukaryota; Viridiplantae; Streptophyta; Magnoliopsida; Myrtales; Myrtaceae. Gene Ontology annotation, molecular function: oxidoreductase activity, acting on the CH-OH group of donors, NAD or NADP as acceptor. The transcript is spliced from 6 exons. The record is from RefSeq and is a predicted model, not a curated record. Bases 50 to 1063 code for a protein of 337 amino acids.
GUCGAUUGACAGGCUAUAGUACAACUUUAGCAGAACUUGGAAACAUUGUAUGCGAGUGAAAAACAAGAACAUGGAUUCUGAUUAUAAAGGGAAAGUCUGUGUUACAGGAGCUGCUGGUUAUCUUGCUUCUUGGUUGAUCAAGAGGCUUCUCUUAUCUGGUUAUCAUGUCAUUGGAACAGUCAGAGACCCCGGGAAUGAGAAGAAAGUGGCGCACUUGUGGACGCUGGAGGGAGCAAAAGAGAGACUCCGGCUGGUGAAGGCGGAUUUAAUGGAAGAGGGAAGCUUCGACGGUGCGAUUAUGGGAUGCGAGGGCGUGUUCCACACCGCCUCCCCUGUACUGAGACCUUCUAGAGAUCCAAAGGCAAAGAUCCUGGAACCGGCCAUUGAGGGUACUUUGAAUGUGCUACGCUCGUGCAAGAAAAACCCAAACCUAAGGCGUGUUGUUCUCACCUCGUCUUCUUCAACAGUGAGGGCUAGAGAUGAUUUCGACCCAAACGUACCAUUGGACGAGUCGACUUGGAGCUCCAUAGAACUUUGCGAAAGUCUCCAGAUAUGGUACGUUCUAUCAAAAACAUUAGCUGAGAAGGCAGCUUGGGAAUUCUGUGACGAGAACAAGAUCGACCUUGUCACAGUGCUUCCGGCAUUUCUCAUUGGACCCAGUUUACCACCCGUUUUGUGCUCUACUGCAUCCGAUGUCCUCGGAUUACUUAAAGGGGAAACAGAAAAAUUCCAAUGGCAUGGGAGGAUGGGAUACGUCCACAUCGACGACGUUGCGCGCUGCCAUAUUCUCGUUUACGAGGAAAGAAGCGCUUGUGGGCGCUACAUUUGUAGCGCAGUCGUCAUGGAUAACAUGGAACUGGUGUCAUUCUUAUCGUCGCGCUAUCCAUCUCUACCUGUGCCAAGAAGGUUCGAGCCUCUGGAUAGGCCAUACUACGAGUACAAUACGUCGAAGCUGAAGAGCUUAGGGUUCGAGUUCAAGUCGGUUGAAGAGAUGUUUGAUGACUGUCUUGCUUCACUUGUGGAGCAAGGCCAUCUCAAACCAGUCAAGUUCAGCUCUAGUUGAGAUUGUCUUUGCCCCAAAGUUGGCUAGUUCAAUGUUCCUCCGUACCUCCAUUGUCUUUCAUCAGUUGAUUAUGCUGUGAUACAUUUUAUCACACCACUCAUUUCUGCAAGAAAAGGAGAUCUAUCUGUUUCACUCA